Raphanus sativus (radish) is the source of this 1876-nucleotide messenger RNA. Its product is annotated as transcription factor bHLH70-like. The coding region runs from base 831 to 1721 and encodes 296 amino acids. The transcript has 3 exons. Gene Ontology annotation, molecular function: RNA polymerase II cis-regulatory region sequence-specific DNA binding; protein dimerization activity; DNA-binding transcription factor activity, RNA polymerase II-specific. Gene Ontology annotation, biological process: regulation of transcription by RNA polymerase II. The record is from RefSeq and is a predicted model, not a curated record. Lineage: Eukaryota; Viridiplantae; Streptophyta; Magnoliopsida; Brassicales; Brassicaceae.
CCACAACUGACUGUCUUCGCUGCCAGACAAAACUGCCACACCCAAUAAUGUUUCUUUGACUGACCUUUCUUCUGUCAGAGAAACUCUCUCUCUCUCUCUCUCAUGUUCUUUUGCUCUGCUCAGCCUUACCAACUUAUCCUUGGUCCCUAAAACAAACAUCUGGGUGUCAUCUCUUUUAUCUUUAUAUUUUUACCUCUUUGUUUCCUUGCCUUUCUCCUCUCAUAUCUCACUUUCAAGUUCCCUUUGUUUUCUCUUCAACAAUCUUCAUUUUUUCAUAACGAUUUAAGACCAGUGUUCUAUAAAAAGCUAACGGCCUUAGCUUCAGAAGCGAGUACAUGAGUAUCUUGUUUUUUUUACUUCAUUAAAACCCCUCACAUUUAUUACAUGAGAGAUACAAACAAACAAGAGAGAAAGAGUAAUAAACAGAGAGGUCUCAACUUUCUAAUGGAGAGGAUUCAAGGACAAAAUAAGCUCUGUGUAAUGUAACUUACCUCAGUUUGGAACGUUUUUCAUUCAUUUAUUUUUUCUUUUCAACUAUUUGAGUCUAUAAUCAAAGAUAUGGACAUGCAUUUACUCCUUUCCCAGAUGAGUUACAUUCAAUGCUUUAGAUGUUAACACUAACAAAUCUGCUCUCAGCUGUUUACCUUUCUUUGCAACAUUCCAUUUUUCAUUCUAGUUUUGUUUCUCUACUACACUGACCCACUCACCAAACCACCCACAGUAGAUGAAUAACCAAAUUUCACUUGUUUCUUUAUUCUCUCUCACUCACUUGGUAGGUACCUCCUUCCUCUGUUUUCUUUUUUUUUCUUUCUUUCUUUUUCUUGCAGUUGAUGGAUCAAAAAGUGAAUGUAAGAAGAAGCCUACAAGUUCAAGUAUCUCCGGAGGAUCAAAGCUUUCCUCUUGAGGAAGAUCAACACUCAACUCUGACCUUGCAAGGUACAAGAACUCCAUAUCUACUACAAAUGCUGCAAGAUCCUUCUUCGGUUUUGUCCUUCAGAGACCCAAACAUUCUAGGAAACUAUCUCCCCUAUGAAGUUCCAGAGACUUAUUCACCGAUCCACUCAGAAACCAACCACUUCUAUCAGAACCCAUUUUUAGAAAGAACCAAUGAAGACAUCUCAAGUCAAGAAUUUCAGAUAAACCCAGUAGGGAAUGCUCAUUCGAGACGCAAGCGCAGAAACAACAACUUGGAGACAUCGAUGAGCAGAGAAAAGAGAAAGAGAAGGAGAAACAAACCAACGAAAAACAGAGAAGAGAUGGAGAGUCAGAGAAUGACGCACAUUGAGGUUGAACGCAACCGCAGACGUCAAAUGAACGUUCAUCUCAACUCACUCCGCUCUCUCAUUCCAUCUUCCUACAUCCUCAGGGGAGACCAAGCGUCAAUAGUAGGAGGAGCUAUAGACUUCCUGAAGAUCCUCGAGCAACACUUGCAAUCACUUGAAGCGCAAAAGAUGACUCAACAAACUAGUAAACUAAAAAUCUAUGCAACGGUGAUAGAGAGGCACGUGAAUCUCAACAUCCAAUGCCAGAGGAAACGAGGAGAACUUCUCAGAUCAAUCAUUUUGCUAGAGAAACUUGGAUUCACAGUUCUUCAUCUCAACCUCACAUCUCCUUGCAAUGCAUCUGUCUCUUAUUCCUUCAACCUCAAGAUGGAAGAGGAAUGCAACUUGGGAACAGCAGAUGAGAUAACGGAGGCGGUUCGUCAGAUUUUCGACUGCUGAUUAUUAGAAGCACGUAAUGACUAUAAGUUCGUUUUUGUUGGUAUGUAACUGGGAGACUGCUCCUCGGCAUUGUCAUUUUGACUUUUGUUUAAGGGUGUUCUACAGAUUUGGGCCCCACCUGAUCAAGUUUGACUUUUGUGUCAAUCAAUAAGAUA